This is a messenger RNA of Prunus armeniaca (apricot), 576 nucleotides long. Lineage: Eukaryota; Viridiplantae; Streptophyta; Magnoliopsida; Rosales; Rosaceae. The record is from the annotation of a GenBank genome assembly.
AUGGCUGUUGGCUCAUUUGCCUGCCCAACUACCCAACAUCCUCAACCCAAUGCUCCAACAUACGGGACGAGAUGUACUCACUGUGGAAUUCCUAAACACAAUCGGGAAACUUGUUACAAACUACACGGGUAUCCCGAUUGGUGGGAAGGACACAAAGGUCGAAAAGCUGCACUUGGAUAUGGUUGUGUAGCUCUCAUCACCACCGAACCUCAAUUAUCGUUGGCUCCUCAGGCCUCCACCCUCCCUUCGACAUCUUCUGAUGACUCCCAGAUUUUGGGCGACUCAGGUAACUGUGACUUUGUAUUUCAUACUUCUACCUCAAGUCCUACUCCUGGCCGGAUUAUCGAUUCUAGAGCGACUAACCGUAUGACGUUUGAUCAAAAUGAUAUUCUAAGCACCUUUCUUUGCCGCCACACCAGUGUUGCUAAUGCAAAUGGUGCUGCUUAUCCUGUGACCAAAGCGGGCACUGUUGCCCUUUCCUCUUCUCUUUCACUUUCCAAUACUUUAUUUGUUCUUUCUUUAUGCAAUAAAUUGAUGUCUGUUGGUGAGGCUACUAAAAAUUGGAUGAAAUGUUGA